GACAUGCGUUUAUCAUUCAGUCCCUUGAUUGCCACAAUUAUCAUCAACAUCACCUUCAUCGUUGUCAUAAGUACAAUCAACAUCUCAUGAAACUGGUUAUUCAUUUUAUGUAUGCGUUAAUAGUUAUUUUAAAUUGUGCACAAUUAACUUGAUGUUUUUCUCAAUCAAUUGUUUCUCAUUAUUCCAAUUUAAUCAACAAUCACCAAGUUACUCCAAGUUUUGCUUUAUUUUUUGCAAGUUUUUUCACUUCUACCAAUUUAGCGCUUUAAUUAUGGCUGAACCAUUGAAUCGUCGUUAAUGGUUUUAAUUAUUUGCUAAUAUAAUUUCCGUUAAUCUUGAUCUGAACCUUGAAUUAAAUGGAGACAAUAAAAUAUCAUGUACAAGUUCAAUUUGUGAAUCAAGUUUGAUUCUUUCAUCUUUUUCCAUCUUCUUUAUCAUGUUCUAUUCAUUUACUGGUUUAUUUUGGUUAAAUAAAACACUAAAUAUCUCACUUCAACAAUUUAAUAUUAACCAGUAAUCUGUUAUCAACUAAAUUCAGUCAGUUUCAACCUUUAAACUAAUGAAAAUGAAACAAAGCUACAAACCAAAUGACUUUGGUCAUACAAACGAUUGUUAUACCAUGAAUGAUGAUCACAAUGUUGACAGUGAUACCAACAACAACAAUUUCAGUCCAGUUAAUGAUAUAAAUAUUAAUGAUAUAAAUGAAAACAAUAAUAAUGAAGAUGACCACAAAAUUGGCAGUGAAGUUUACCGGAUUGAUGGUUUCACUGAUUUAACCAACUAUGACUCAAGUUCAGUUAAGACAGGAGUGACAUCUGUCUCUUCUUUAGACCCAAAAGGUGCUGUUCUUGGUUUGAAUGGAACGGUUGACUCUCUCAUCAGUUCAGAGCCCAUUUUAAAUAGUAAUAAUUAUAACACAGUUAACGACACCAAUAUUAAUGACAUCAAUAAUCACCUUAAUAGCUACAAUAACAAUAAGAAAAGAGCUUCAACAACAUUGACCCAUCUACGUCGUGAAUCCCGCCAAUUGGCUUUAACCUUUUGGUCCUCUUUUCGUGGUGUCUUCUAUGCUUUUCUUUCAUCCAUAUUUUUCUCUAUAACAACCGCCAUUGUUAAACAUCUAUCGACAAUACAUCCUGGUGCUUUGGCAUGUUUUCGCUUCCUUGGAAUCCUAGUUUUCUCCAUUCCAAUGGUCUCCGAUUUGGGUACCAAUGUGUUAGGCCCAAAAGACUUGAGAGUUUGGGUCCUAUUGCGUGGUCUAUUUGGUGCAACCUCACUUUACCUUCGCUAUUGUGCUCUACAAUAUCUACCUUUAGCCAAUGCAACCAUCAUUGUCUUAUCCAUGCCAGUAUUUGUCUGUAUUUUUGCUCGCCUUUUUCUUAAGGAACCCUGUGGAAUCUUCCAUUUCAUCGCUCUUGCUGUUACACUUCUUGGCAUUGCAUUCACAGCUAAAUUAAAUGUCCUUUUUGGCUCAACAGAUGCUGAAGCUGCUGUUGCCGGUAUUGAUAGACGAUCCGAGUUACUUGGUCUGGCUGCUGGUAUGGGUGCCACUCUGGUUGGCUCUGCUUCCUAUGUUGUUGUCCGUAAAGUUAAAAAGCUUCAUCACUCAAUCAUAUUGUUUAACUUUGCUUGGGUCGCAAUCCUGGAAACUUCCUUCAUUACAUAUUUCCUGGAUGGUUUCAAGCUACCCGAAUGUGGCAUGGGUCCCUGGUUACUGGUUAUACUGGCGAUUGCUAGCUUCUAUGCUCAAUUAUUAUUGACUAAAGCACUACAAAACGAGGAAGCUGGACUGGUUAGCGUUACUCGAGCCUCAUCUGAAGUCUUCUUUGCUUUUAUAACGCAAAUAUUUCUCUUUCGGCGAAUGCCUGACAUCUACUCGAUUGUCGGAGCUCUUCUUGUCACUUCGGCUGUUUUAUUGACAAGUUUACGCAAAUAUAUCCUUACUUUAUCACCUGACCAUUUGGGCCGGAAAAUAUUCGCUUUCACUCUUAAAUGAUUGUCAAGCUAAAUUUUUCAUCUUUUUUUGUAUCUACCUAUCGUUUCCUCAUUCAACCAAAUCGAUUCAUGUGAAGCAAACGAUGUUUUUUUCUAACGUUAUUGAUUUUACUCGUCGUUCAAUUAUUUCCAUUAUCGUUCUAUCAUUUUUGACAUUCUAAAACGAGUCCGGCUACAAAUGCUGAACUCUUCUUUUAUUGUUAUCUGUCAUUCCUGACCGGAUAAAUCAAGUUUAACUCUGUAAUUAAGUCAAAAACUGUUGGAUUAUCUAAAAUGUUCAAAGUUUGUUAUGCUUACAAAGACGAUUGUUAUGGACAAUGUUUCAAUUUUACUGUAUAACGUUACAUUUGAAUAAAUUUUAAUUUUAUCUGUUAA
This is a messenger RNA of Tetranychus urticae (two-spotted spider mite), 2370 nucleotides long. RefSeq names its product solute carrier family 35 member G1-like. The record is from RefSeq and is a predicted model, not a curated record. Lineage: Eukaryota; Metazoa; Arthropoda; Arachnida; Trombidiformes; Tetranychidae. Gene Ontology annotation, cellular component: membrane.